AUGUCUGCUACGGCGGCGGGACUCGUACGCGAGCUGCUUGUCGGCGGGCGGGGUGAUCUUGGCGGCGGGGAAGAGAGGGGCGACGUCGACGAGGAGGUGCUUGUCCCUCGAGCCGGGCAGGCUGAAGUAGAUCUGGUCGUGCCAGGAGCCCUGGAUCUCGGCCAGGAGGUCUGCGGGCGGGACGUCCCUGAGGCGGGUCCUGUCGUCCCUGUCGGGGUCGUAGCGGAAGAUGGCGCCGGAGACCCUGUGCUGGGCCUUGCCGAGCCAGCCGUCCUCGAGGUACUGCAGUAUGGCCUUGGUCCUGGUCUUGGGGCAGGUGACGUAGCAGGUGUCCGCCACGGAGACGGAGAGGGAGCCACGCAGGAGGCCGCCGAGGUGGGCGGCCGGGUGGGUGAGCCGGUACUCCUCGUUGUCCCGGCGGGCGAGGGUGAUGAAGAUCCCGAGAUUGUGCUGCCCGGGAGUGACGCGGACGCUGGUGCCGGUGAACUUGGCGCUGAUCUGGGUCGAAGCCGCGGGCGGUGA
This is a messenger RNA of Microsporum canis CBS 113480, 522 nucleotides long. RefSeq lists its product as uncharacterized. Lineage: Eukaryota; Fungi; Ascomycota; Eurotiomycetes; Onygenales; Arthrodermataceae. The record is from RefSeq and is a predicted model, not a curated record. The transcript is spliced from 2 exons. The coding region runs from base 1 to 522 and encodes 173 amino acids.